This is a messenger RNA of Chrysemys picta bellii (western painted turtle), 6898 nucleotides long. Its product is annotated as E3 ISG15--protein ligase HERC5. NCBI's taxonomy places the organism in Eukaryota, Metazoa, Chordata, Testudines, Emydidae. The record is from RefSeq and is a predicted model, not a curated record. Gene Ontology annotation, molecular function: ubiquitin protein ligase activity.
AGAGACCGGCUGGGCUGGGCUGGCGUGAAACAGGAGGGCGGAGGCAGGUUUCCCCGGGGUAGCGGUGCAGAGGCUGGGCGAAGCAGAAGCAGCAGCCACCGGCCCAGCAUGUCGUACUGCUGGGGAGCCGGCUCCUGCGGGCAGCUGGGGCUGGGCGAGGCGGCCGCCGGCGGGCUGGUGCGGUGCCGGCGGGGGCCAGAGGCCGGCGGGGGUUGGACGCUGCUGGAAGCGGCUUGCGGGGAGCGCCACACGCUCCUGCUGGGGCCGGACGGCACCGUCUGCUCCUGCGGGGCCAACGCCCGGGGGCAGCUGGGCAGGAAGCUCUGCCCGGGGCAGCGAGGAGGCUACACGCCGGAACAAAUUCAAGCUUUAGAAGCACAGAUUAUUGUCCAUGUCAGCUGUGGAAAAGAACACUCGCUGGCUGUUUGCAACAGAGGAAAGGUCUUCUCCUGGGGAGCUGGGUCUGAAGGCCAGCUGGGCACUGGAGAAUUUAAGGAACAAAGUUUAAUCCCGAAGAAAAUAGAUGGUCUCUCUGCUCUCAGAAUAAUACAAGUCACCUGUGGGCACUUUCACUCAGUUGCACUGGCACAAGAUGGCAGAGUCUUCUCAUGGGGACAGAACACCCAUGGCCAGCUGGGCCUGGGACAAGAAAUCCCCUCCCAGCCUAGCCCACAGCAUGUCACAUCUCUCAGCGGGAUCCCUGUAGCUCAGGUUGCUGCCGGCGGGGGACACACCUUUGCCCUGUCUCUCUCGGGAGUUGUGUAUGGUUGGGGAAGGAACAACGCAAGGCAGCUGGGAUUAAACCUCACUAACACAAGAGAGCAAGUCUUCAAACCGUAUGCAGUAGCUGCUCUGAAGACUAUUGGCGUGGUCUAUAUCAGCUGUGGAGAUGAGCACACUGCAGUGCUCACCCAGGAUGGCAGUGUGUUCACAUUUGGAGAUGACAGUGCUGGACAGCUGGGACAUCGCUCUUCAACCCAGAUGCCUGGUCCGGAGAAGGUCGAAUGGAUAGACGGUCCAGUUUCCCAUUUGGCAUGUGGAAGCUAUCACACCCUGGUCUACAUGUCUACUUCUGGGCAGCUUAUAUCUUUUGGACGUGGUCCCCAAAGACACAUUGAAAAUGGAACAGCCAGUAACCCAGGGGAGCAGACACAGAACUUUGACAUCAGCAGUCUGAUUUCAGCUAACGAUCUGUCGGGCGUCCAAGUGAAAAUGAUUUUUGCUGGAACGUAUGUCAACUUCGUCAGUACUCUUCAGUGCCAGGAUCUUGAGCAUGCACGUGGGAUCUCUCCCGCAGAUACCCUGCAGAAGAUUAGCAGGCUCGACAGGACAUUGAUAGAUAAAUGGAUGGCAGUGACAGUUGGCACUGAUGAAUUCCAGGAGGCUAAAAGGGAAAUAGCCAUGAUAUUUUCUUCUCCUGCUUGUUUAAGUGCAAGUUUUUUAAAACCCAGCUCUGCUUUGGAAGCAAAUGAUGUUGGUGUUGAUCUACAAAAGGCAAGGGACAUAUUUGAUGAGCUAACCAAAAAGGAGUGGAUCGUUAACCAGAUAAAUUACUAUCUGUUGGCUGAACUGAUUCCUGGUCUUCCACUGCGUUCUCCUCAUCAGGAGGCUUUAUCUGUUUUCCUACUCCUGCCAGAAUGCUCUGUGAUGUACAAAGAACAGAACUUGGAGCCUUUUGUUAUGCAACUUGCGCAGGCCAUUAAUAGCAUGAGUGACCGUUCCUCAAACAUACUGGAAAAAUGCUGGACGUCGUUGUCAGCAUCCUUUUUGGACAAUGUGGUGCAGAUGUUUAAAAAGGUUGUAGUAUCUCAGCUGCCAUUUUACGCUUCUCCCCGUUGCCGGGACACCAAACCUCUCCUAGAAGUGCUUGAAAAGCUGUACAGGGCAAACAGGAAGGCUAACUACACACUACAGUUAAGCAAUUUUUACAUAGAUGAAAUCUCCGGGACAUUUAUUCCAACCGACGUAGGAAGGUGGCGCUCAUGGCAAAUUACAACUAAUUCGUGUCAUGAAGACGACGUUCCCGUCAUAUUCUGCCGUUUCCCUUUUAUCUUUAACUUGGUUUCCAAGACUCAAGUGUUCCACUUUGAUUCAUUUUUCAUGCAAGAGGGUGCGAAGGUAGAAGCCCAAUUCAUACUGAAGCAGAAUGAACUGCUGAGAAAGAGUGAGCUUCCUGAGUUGCCUGUUUUUCCUCUGCAAGUUAAACGCAGCAACCUGGUUGAAGAUACUUUACGUAAACUAAGUCUGGUGGAGGACAGUGUCCUGAAAAAGCAGUUGUUGGUGCAAUUUGAAGGGGAGUUGAGGGGCCUGGAUGCGGGCGGAGUGACGUUAGAAUUCUUCCUGUACGUAUUUGAAGAGAUGGUGGAUCCACAAUAUGGGAUGUUCGUGUAUUGUGACCCUGCGUCCCCAAUGUGGUUUCCUACCAGCCCUUCAGUAGAGAAGAAAAAGUAUUUCCUCUUUGGGAUCCUGUGUGGGCUCUCCCUGUUCAACAGGAUCAUUGCCUUCAUCCCUUUCCCACUCGCUAUUUUUAAGAAACUUCUGGAUAAGAAGCCUUCACUCGAAGAUUUGAAAGAGCUGAGUCCUGUGGUAGGGAAGAGUUUGCAGGCAGUUCUAGAUUAUGAGUAUGAUGAUAUUGAAGAGAAUCUUCAGAUACAUUAUUGUGUGUCGUGGGACAACAAGGAAGUAGACCUGAUUCCAGAUGGCAGUUCCAUAGCUGUGAACAACAAAAACAAGAAGGACUUUGUCAACAAGUAUGUGGAUUACGUCUUCAACAAAUCUGUGGAGGUAGUUUAUGAGGAGUUCAAGAGGGGAUUUUAUAAAGUCCUGGACAGAAAGAUACUUAGAUUCUUCCAGCCUCAAGAACUGAUGGAGGUGGCAAUUGGAAAUGCUAAUUAUGACUGGAACAAAUUUGAAAAGAAUGCUGUCUACUGGGGAGUGUACACUCCAUCACACCCCACCAUCAAAAUGUUCUGGAAGGUUUUCCAUGAGCUUACAGUGGUACAGAAGAAGGGCUUUCUCUUGUUUCUCACAGGAAGUGACCGAAUCCCUGUAAUGGGAAUGGACUGUAUAAAGAUAAAGUUCAACCAACAUAUGACUAUGUCUGAAGAUCACAUCCCUGAAGCACAGACCUGCUAUCACAUCCUGAUCCUCCCACAGUAUUCUACAAUAGAAAAACUCCAAGAGAAACUUCUUCUAGCGAUCGAUAACAAUCGGGGGUUUGGCAAAAAACCGGACAUUAUUUCCAACGGAACUAAUGUCCCAGUGGUACCAGGAGGAGACUGGAAUGGUGUCAUGGAUGAUAUUGUAGACAAAUCUCCGUACUCUAAGCAAAAAUCUCAGGCCUUUGCAAACUAUCCAUUAUCCCUGCUGAAAGAGAGUGGACUAAUGGAUCUGGAGAAUAAGAGCAUAUCUAACAAAAUGCCAAGGGACUGCCAGACAGGCAGGCAACAAACCAGCUGCCAAAUGAAUUUAUUGUCACCACCUCCUCAACCAGCAGGAGUAGCAUCCUCAUCGUUGCUGUUGUUCCCAAAACCAAUCUGCCACCCCAACUUCUUCAAGAAGCACCCGCAAGAAAUCUGCCAGAUAAACUGCAAAGAAAGCUCCCUAGCUGUCGUGGAGAAAAACGGGAGCGUUCUCAUUUUUGACAAAGAGGACGAACACAGAAAACCCGAAUGCGUGAAUUCAGGAAAGGACACGAGGGUGCAUUCCUUGGACUGUGGAGCAGCUCAUAUGCUCAUUCUCUCCUCGGAUGGAAAGCUUUCUGAGCACAGCAUUUCAGCCCCAGCUAAUAAGUCGGAGAUGAGACUGCUGAAAGAAUUAAGAGACAAAUACAUUGUCCAAAUCGCAUGUGGGGACCAUCAUUCCAUGGCACUGUCUAAAGGAGGUGAGCUUUUUACCUGGGGACAGAACUCACAUGGUCAGCUUGGAGUGGGGAACCAGACUGCCUUUACCGACAAACCACAACUGGUGCGGGAGCUCAGAGGCAUCCCGCUGGCUCAGAUUGCUGCAGGAGGAACUCACAGCCUUGCUCUGUCGCUCUCAGGAGCCGUUUACUCAUGGGGGAAGAAUGAUUUUGGACAGCUGGGACUUGGAGACACACAAAACAAAUAUUACCCUUCAUACAUUAGAGCCCUAGAACAUAAGAAGACUAUGUAUAUCUCGUGUGGUGGAGAGCACACUGCCGUUCUCUCACAGGAUGGGCUGGUGUGUACCUUUGGAGCUGGAGAUUAUGGGCAACUUGGUCACAACUCCACCCAGAAUGAACUGACACCUCGUAUUGUGGCUGAGCUAUUUGGAGCAAGGGUGUCUCAGAUAGCAUGCGGAAGAUGGCACACGCUCGUCUAUGUCCCCUCCUUGGGAAAAGUCUAUUCAUUUGGUUGUGGAGCAGAAGGGCAGCUGGGCAAUGGUGACACAUCUAAUCAGUUGAUACCACUGCCUGUCGAAUUACCUUCAGAGUGGGUGAAUGGUGGAAAACUCAACCAGGGAAACAGUACCUCCGAAAAGGUGAUUAAAAUUAUUGCGGGAGGAAACCAAAGCAUUGUGCUUUGCUUGAAGAAAAAGAAUCCAUAUGUUACUUUGAAUGGAAUUGCCAUAGUGGAAGACAAGGAGGUGGAUAAAUGGAUUUCUAAUUCGGAUCCUAAACAGUGGGAGAAUAUAAAGAAGACUAUUUGGCUGAUCUUUUCCUCUGAGGCGUGUGUCAAUGGAAGUUUCUUGGACAAAAGUAGAGACAAACAUUUCAGAACCUCCAAAGAAAUCUCAGGCGUAGAUAUGUCAGCAGUGCUUCUUUUUUAUGAGAAGAUGAACAAGAAACCAAAAGUCUACCAGGAGAUGAUCUCUGCAGUUAAGAAAUUGCUGUCAUCGCUGUCUUCCUCUCCCAGCUCACCUGAAGCUCUCAGGAUCUACCUGAUCAUUCCUGUUCUUUCACGGGGACAGGUUAACAUGUCUGAGUGUCUUCUUGAUCAGCUAGCAGAAGCCAUCCUGAGUCUCCAACAAAAAGACCUGAAAGUUCUUGAAUCCCUGUGGUCAAAUCUAGAAAUAUCCUUUUUCAAGGACCUAGUGAGCAUGUAUCAAAGCGUUUCCAGAAUCAAUCUAUCUCUUUUCAUCAUGCAAGUCAGAAACUCUGAAGAAGUCACCUGUGAACCACACUUGAAUAGGACUCUGAAAAUGCUGCAGAUUCUUUACCAGGUGAAUUCCAGUGCUGGUUUCAAAAUACAAGAAAACAACUUCUAUGUACCUGAAGUGAAAAUGAUUUGGGGAUGGAAUUUGCAUUUGAAUGAAGAAACAACUUUCGAACAGUGGAACAAAAACCUGAUUUCAAAGCAUUUGGAAACAAGGGCUUUGUUGAAACUGACUGCAUACCCUUGCAUCUUUGACAUGCAAGAUAAGAUUGUGGUUUAUAACAUUGACCGCCAAAUUCUGUUUGGGAUAUAUAACACAAACUCUUUCCUGGUGCCACGAGGUCCGUGGCGUUUAGAGGUCAGAAGAGCACAUCUUGUGGAUGACGUGUGGCAGAAUUUAAGGAGCGCAGUACCUAAAACAUUUGAGAAAUUCUUGCAAGUGCAGUUCAUUGGAGAACAAGGUAUUGAUGAUGGAGGGUUGUCCCAGGAGUUCUUCACUAUCAUUACAAGGGAACUGUGUUGUCCAGAAGCACAGAUAUUCAGACAUUUUGAGGACUCCAUGCUGAUUUGGUUCCCCUCCCAGGUACCAGGAAGCGAAGACACCUUUUCCCUGAUUGGCACUCUGUUUGGAAUGGCACUGUAUAACAUGAAGAUCGCUCCCUUUCAUUUCCCUCUAGCUCUGUACAAAAAGUUGCUGGAUAUUCCACCCACUCUAGAAGACUUAAAAGAGCUGUCUCCUACAGAAGGGAGUGGUCUUCAAGAAGUCCUGAAUGAAGACUGUGAUGACAUCCUUGAGAACAUGAUGAUAGAUUUCACAAUAAUGAAGGAACAAGGAGGAUCUAUAGUUUCCAUUGAACUUAAAGAAAAUGGUGCAGACAUUCCAGUCACAAAGCAUAACAGGAAAGAAUACGUCAAUGCAUACGUGAAUUAUGUGUUCAAUGAAUCGGUAAAGAAGCCAUUUGAGGAUUUCAGGAAUGGGUUUUUAAGAGGCUGUCCAGCUAAGAAGUGGAAGCUCUUCCUUCCUAUCGAGUUCCUGACUGUUUUCCGUGGACAUACAAAAUAUGACUGGAAGCUGCUGGAAGAGAAUACAAAGUACGAAGAUUAUGAAAAGUCUGAUCAAACCAUCAAGAAUUUUUGGGCUUUGUUUCAUGAACUCCCAGAAGAAAAGAAGAAGAAUUUUCUUGCUUUUCUGACAGGAACGGAUCGAAUCCCUGCCGAAGGGAUGAGACAUUUUCAAUUCACUAUUGCAGACUUUCAAAAAGAAAACCCAGACCUUUUCCAUCCUAUUGCCAAUACCUGCUAUCACAUCUUGAAGCUCCCAAGAUACAGCAAUGAAGAGAUCCUUCGGGAAAAGUUCCUGAAUGCCUUAGAGUUUUAUGAAAAAUUUAGCCUAUCAUAAAUUGUGGCCAAGAGCAAUUUAAAAAACAUUUUUCAUGUCUUACUUGCAAUAGUCUUCUAUUGUUAGCUUUUGUGGGAGGAGAAGCCACCAAAUCCUGUCUUUUAUUUGUACUGCACCUUAAAAACAUUCAGAUUCAUUCAUCCAUUGGGAUUGCACUUUAACAAAGGAGGUGAUUCUCAGGCCUGCAGUCAAAGUACCUAACAUUGUAGAACAGGUUUGUAAAAAGACACUGAACUAACUAACCAAAUGCAACGUUGACUAAACAAAAAUGUAUUAUUGUUAUUGGUUAAAUUUUCCCUGCAUAAUCUCUUACAAUGGAUAUAAACUGUGUGUGUGUGUGUGUGUGUGUGUGUGUGUGUGUGUGUGUGUGUGUGUGUGUGUG